Molecule: messenger RNA, 435 nt
Organism: Podarcis lilfordi (Lilford's wall lizard)
Lineage: Eukaryota; Metazoa; Chordata; Lepidosauria; Squamata; Lacertidae
Source: the annotation of a GenBank genome assembly
AUGCUGGUCUCCAAGGUCUCCUGCUCAUUACUGGCUAUCCUUCUUGGGUUUCUGAUGGUGCAGUCAUGUGAAGGACAGUCCCGAGAAGAUUUUGAGUGGAAGCACACUGAUUAUCCAAAAAGCUACUCAACUUCCCACCCUGACACCUACUGCAAGCGGAUGAUGCUUCAGAAAAGGUUGACUCGAUAUGUUUGCAAGGACAUAAAUACCUUCAUCAACAACCGCCCUGUAAAUGUGGUACAAGUGUGCAGAGGCAGAGGGAUUCCCCAUGGUAGUGACACCGAUAGCAUAGACUCCUUUGAUAUGGUCAUCUGCAGAUACACAGGUGGUCCGGCUCCUUAUGACUGCAGGUACAGCGGCACACCCACACACUUGCGCAUUCGUGUGACCUGCACCGGCAUUUACCCAACACACUAUGUGACUCAAAUGCGCUAG